Messenger RNA from Gamsiella multidivaricata, 3424 nucleotides. RefSeq names its product glycoside hydrolase superfamily. Gene Ontology annotation, biological process: carbohydrate metabolic process. Gene Ontology annotation, cellular component: vacuole. Gene Ontology annotation, molecular function: beta-galactosidase activity. The record is from RefSeq and is a predicted model, not a curated record. The transcript has 3 exons. Lineage: Eukaryota; Fungi; Mortierellomycota; Mortierellomycetes; Mortierellales; Mortierellaceae. Bases 53 to 3424 code for a protein of 1123 amino acids.
CCUAUUGUCCACACACCAGACCUCCCACUUUGACCACACAACGAAGGAUACAAUGCCCGGCCCCAUCACCACCGCCUUGACAGUCGCUUUGAGCCUCACCCUAGCCGCUCACCGGUACCUCGAGCACCGCGCCCUGGGCCAACUCACCCACAUCCACACCGACGACACCCUCUACAACAAACAGAAAUACGGCCACAUCCUCGACUAUGACGCCCACUCUCUCAUCCUCCACGGCCAACCAACCCUUAUCCUCUCAGGCGAGUUCCACUACUGGCGCCUACCAGACAAGACCCGCUGGAGGCCCAUCCUCGAACAAUACCGCUCCGCCGGCCUGAAUUGUAUCCGUAUCUACUUCCAUUGGGGGUUUCAUUCCCCUGCUCCCGGCAAAUACAUCUUUGACGGCAAUAGGGACAUUGACUACUUGCUCCAAAUCUGUGAGGAGAUUGGACUGUACGUGCUCGCGGCACCGGGGCCAUAUAUCUGUGCGGAGACACAGGCGGGUGGAUUUCCUAUCUGGUUAGCGGCCAAGCGCGAAAUUCGGUUGAGGCAUAUGAAGACCAAUUUGUGGAAGGAGUAUGAUGCCAAAUUUAUGGAGUACUGUGUUGAGUAUUUUGAACAGAUCCUACCGAUUCUAGCGAGGCACCAGAUCACGGAGAAGGAGGAGGGGUGUGUGAUUGGGUUGCAGAUCGAGAACGAGGCAUUUCAACGGGUGUUUGGGUACCCGAUUGGGCUGCAUGAUGAUAUGAGGGUGCUGGCCAAGACUGCGCGCGAUUGUGGGAUGACGGUCCCGCUAUUCACGAACGACGGAUUUGAGCAAGGGUCGUUUAUUGUAAAGGAUGACCCGGGAAGGAGGAAGAAAGAGUUUGGGAUCGAUCUCUAUGGCUUCGACAAGUAUGUUGUUUUCACACCGAAUAGCGAGCCAACCUCAUGGGUCGUCGGUCGGGACCCAUCGUUCCUCGAAGAUUGGGACCCUUCGACUGUCAUCUCAGAAUUGGAUUUGAUGGAGAAGAAGGUGCGCUCGUUCGGGCAUGCUAACAAAAGGACGCCCAUCUUUAUCCCCGAACUCCAGGGCGGUUGGUUCAACCAUUAUGGGAUCCAAUACACGUACGAUGCCAUCUACCGGUUCUAUGGUGACCAGUACACGCGGCUGAUGUUGGAUACCGUCACCUCUCAAGGGUGUACCAUGCUUAACUUUUACAUGUUCUAUGGAGGUACUAACUGGGGUACCAUUGGCGACGCGGAUGUCUAUACGUCGUACGAUUACAGCGCCUGCAUUCGUGAAUUUGGCUUAAUGUCCGGUCGUCUACGUAAGUUGCGCCUUGGAAUCCUAUUUCUCCAGUCCUUUGCAGACAUCACGACAAGAACCGAUGCCGUCGAUUCUUCCAAAGCCAUGACAGUCCAGUCCAGCCUUGACAAGACCAUCUGCGGGCAACGGCGAUCCCGAGUCGUCGGGCUCAACGGGCCUGUUGAGCUGACCUUCAUCCGCAACUUUUCGACCUCGAAACUGGACCGCUUCGAACUUCGUGCUCGUCCGACGGAGAAGCGUGAAAGUGCUAAUGCGGUCAGACUGUCGUGUUGUCUUGCAUACAAGGCCUCGUUCACUGCACUUGGCAACUACACGACAAUAAAUCCAGGCAUCCAUCUCAUUCUCUCAGUUACACCGAUCUAUAUCCGAGGGUUUUCUGGCGACGGCAAGAAGGAAAUCUGGAUUGCGGGUCUCGCAGCGUCCGGCCCGACACAGAUGGCGUUCAAAACGGGGUUGGUCAUUCAGGAAGCCGGCGGGCAAAAUGUUGGAGCUGCAGGCGUGCAGCUUUCUGAAUCGUCAGAGGACAAGACUAUCAGCGUGCUGUCCGUUCCCGAAGGAGCCAUGAACGCGUUUGUCGUGUUAUCCAGUGGCAAUUCCGUGCACCAGCUGCACAUUCUGUUCCUGGAUCAGAUGACACUUUCAACUUUAUACUGUUAUUACGACAAUCGCCAUGCGAAUAAGAAGCUAGCGCAGUCUCGGGGCCAGUUGAAUCCUCGGAACAUGGCCUCGUCGCCCAGGAUCGUUACCUGGGGAUCGUAUGAUGCCCGCUACAACCCACAGGACAAGACGCUUAAUGUCAGCUCGACCGAGUCUCAGGACUCACUGCAUAUUCUUUCGUUUGGUCAAGAUCUGUCCCUACCCACCACUACUGAACCAUCGUUCUUCGGAUCUGGGCUGCAACUCCAGGUCCUCACGCUCAAAGGCAGCCAAUCCGUUAUUCUGAAGCAACAAUCAGCCUCGCUCUGGGUAGCUCAGAAUCGCCAAGGCAUCGCUCUUUCCGAAUGGGAAACUCGCACGACCGAUUUCGGUUCGUUUGACUGGAGAGAAUGUUCUCGUCUGUCAUCUUCAUCCGACCGUUUCCGGGACGUCAACCUUGACUAUCACUUCACAUCGGGCCAUAUCCUCUACCGUGGGACAUUCAAGACCCGUCAACAGCAGGGCCGAGGCAUCGUUACGAAAUCGAGCCCUGUAGCACUCAAGGUUAACAUGCGCAACCGGAUCAUCGCGUUCGUGAACGGCGUCUGUAUUGGGUCUCAUAUGACGUAUUCUCGACAACUGAUGAUGCCUGGGGCCAAGAUGGGCUAUGAUCCCGUGUCAUUUGGAUCGCAUACGUUCUUGGUGCCCUCUCACGCCAUAGAAGCCGCGGCACUACAUCGUGAGGGACACCCGGAUGAAGAUCAUGACCAGGAGCACGAGAUUAUCCUAGUAAUCGAUUCCUUCGGCCUGAGUCGCCAACCCUUCGUUGUCGACGAUAUCCGGAAUCCACGCGGGUUAUUGUCCGCGAGAGUGUCCGGCAAAGAUGUCGUCCAGGGGAGCGAGUACUGGGAGGUGGCGGGUGUGGAUGUGACGAAACUCGAUAUGGCCUAUCAAAGUACGGGGUUCCCGGAUGAGCAUUCUCAGCAAGGUUGGACGAACGCUGGUCAAAAACAUCCCCAGUUGGUCCCAGAUGCGGGUGUGACUUGGUGGCGCACCCAAUUCGAAGGCCCGCCUUCUUCGUUCUCCUCUCCAUCCUCAGCAUCCGGAUCCGAAUUCAAGUCCGUGGGCGCCAAUAUUCCGCUCUGUUGUAAGAUCGAGGGCGAAUUUUCAGCAAUGAUCAUCCUAAACGACGUGCUGGUCGGACGAUACAUUGGUUCAGAUUCUCCGCAGCAUGAUUUCUAUUUGAUGGAUGGGCUUUUGCACAAAGCCGGGUCUGGGAAGCAGAACGAGCUGAAGAUCAUGAUGUAUGGGUCUCAGGCGGCACAGGAGGCGCGGAUUAGGAUUUUGCCGUGGGUUGUUGAGGAUGCACAGGGGGAGCUGGGGCAAUGGAGCGGUAAUGCGGCGUUUGAGGGCGAGGGGGUGAAAGAGGAGGAGGUGCGAGCGGGGGUGUUCUGGACACUGCAGCAGACGUUUUCAUUGUAA